CUCUCUUCAUACUCAAUAAACCCUAAUCUUCAAUCCAACAAUCCCGAUGCAGUUUGAUUGAUUGAUUGAUGCGUCUCACGAUUCCUAUCAGAUGGAUCAGCCUGAUGUUGUGCGAUAUCCCCUGAUUCAUCUCCAUGAUUACGAACCCAAAAUCUUCCCUCCCAAGGGUUCUGAAGGGGUGAACGAAUAUAGCAAUGGAGGGGGAAGUUGUGAUCCUAGAACAGAAGAAAUGCCAGUACUUGAAGCCAAAAAAACAAAGACAAUAGUCGGUAGCAGGGUGGGCAGUGAUACUCAUGAAGAUUCGAAUGAUGACCACGAGAAAAAAGAAAGCGAGAAUUUCUAUUAUGAUCCACCGAUUACCGAAGACACUGGGGUUUGGAUUCCUGUUUCGGUUCCACCAAUGUCAGAAAGCCAACGUGAAGAAUGGAACAGAGGAAUCCGUAUGAACACAAACUACAUACGUGAUGUUGACAUGGACUGGGAUCAGUUUGUUGCUGAAGACAAGGAGUUGACGAUGUGGGAUGUGGUUCUCGAUAUGUUACUUGCAGCUGGAGGGCGGGUGAGAUCCAUAACUUCUGGUGAUUCUUACGCGUAUCAAAUUUCAUGGUUAUCCGACCAGCUUCUCGAGCAUACUUGGAAAGAGGUGUCCCAUAAUCUCACGGAGGUUAACGCUGGCGGCAUAAGGGAACUCCUAGAGGCCGAUCCACCAAAAUGGUUGGCUGAUAGUGCCGCAGCUUACUGUAUGCUGUGUAAUGUGCGGUUUCAUCCUAUAAUGUGCUCUAGACAUCACUGCCGAUUUUGUGGAGGGAUCUUCUGCAACGAGUGUUCUAAAGGAAGGAGUUUACUGCCCAUAAAAUUCCGUCAUGAAAACCCUCAAAGAGUGUGUGAUGUAUGUUGUGUUCGGCUCGAGUCCAUUCAACCGUACCUAAUGGAGCAAGUGAGUCGUGCAGUACAAGUACCGACGCAGGACGUGACAGACCUUAGUACAUUGAGAUCAUGGCUCAACUUCCCGUGGGGACAGACCAUGGAAUACGAGAUUUAUAAGGCUGCAAACACCAUCCACGGUUACUUUAAGGUUGGUUCUUUGAGCCCCGAAAAGGCGAUACCAAAUUCUAUUUUAAAAAAAGCAAAAGGACUUGCGAUUCUUACCGUUGCAAAGGUCGGGAUGAUGGUGACCUACAACGUGGGUACGGGUCUAGUUGUUGCUCGUAGAGAAGACGGAUCUUGGUCUCCACCAUCUGCCAUUUCUUCAUUCGGUAUGGGUUGGGGAGCUCAGGUUGGAGGGGAGGUUAUGGAUUUCAUAAUCGUGUUGAGAAAUAGCGAUGCCGUGAAGACGUUUGGUGGAAACGCACAUUUAUCGGUUGGAGCAGGGGCGAGUGCCGCUGCUGGCAUCGUUGGAAGGGCUGCUGAAGCCGAUUUCCGGGCUGGUGAUGGUGGAUAUGCUGCUUGCUAUACAUAUAGUUGUAGUAAAGGUGCGUUUGUUGGUUGUUCGGUUGAAGGAAGCAUUGUGACGACACGAACGCAAGAAAAUUGCAGGUUUUAUGGUAAUCCGUCGAUAAAAACUUCAGAUAUUCUUCUUGGUUCAUUGCCUAGACCUCCUGCUGCUGCUAUUCUUUAUGAUGCACUCUCAAAAUUGUACAUGAAAGUUGGGAGGAGGUAGUAAAUAAAGCUUUGUUUGUACAGAUUCUUUUGCAUACAUAUGUGUUUGAAACCUAUUGAUUUGUGCAUAAAAAACAGAACUGCAAAAUUAUUGAUUUAUAAGAUGAUGAUGAUGAUUGUGUAUGCA
Messenger RNA from Cynara cardunculus var. scolymus (artichoke), 1786 nucleotides. RefSeq lists its product as uncharacterized. The coding region runs from base 92 to 1660 and encodes 522 amino acids. Lineage: Eukaryota; Viridiplantae; Streptophyta; Magnoliopsida; Asterales; Asteraceae. The transcript is spliced from 5 exons. The record is from RefSeq and is a predicted model, not a curated record. Gene Ontology annotation, molecular function: phosphatidylinositol binding; metal ion binding.